CGAUUGCAGAGCAGUGUGUCAGCCCCGUCAGUGGAAUUCAGUUAACUUUAACCCUCAUCUACAGCUGGGCUGCUACUGUCAGACCGGGUUGGAGGACGAUCAACUGGGACCACUGCUGCUGCCGCUGCUGGUGUGUUUUGUGUGGCGUGGACUUUCUCACGUUGCGGUGGGCAAACGCACACACACACACGCGCGUGCACACGUUCACACAGAGGAGCUUGCAUACCCGGUACUCCUCCUCCCACCGCUCCCACUGGCCCUUGCACACUCACCCUUGGAGGGAGAGGCAGAGCGCUGGUGGAGGACCCCCGUCGGGUGGACUGUGCUGAAGAGCAGAAGCGGAGCGGGAGCAACACACUCCACCAUGCCGGUGCAGGGAGGAAGGCUGAAGCGAUGCCUCGCUCUCAGCCUCUGCGGCCGGAGUCCUCUGCUGUUGCUCGUGCUGUUGUGUCUUCACACUCAAGCACGGGGCAAUAUAUUGGACAGUAUGCUACUAAGAGCAUCCAGUAAGGAGUCAAGGGAGAGUGGGAAGGAGACCAGUGGCAGCACAGCUCCAUCAUUGUCCCUCCAACGGCUACUGUGGUGUCACUGUUAUCACCACUGCCCCGAAGAUUCAACCAACAACACGUGCAGGACUGAUGGCUAUUGUUUCACGAUGGUGGAGGACGAGGGAGGAGUGCCGGUCCUAACGGCGGGAUGCCUCGGCCUCCGGGGAUCAGAAUUUCAGUGUAGGGAGAGGGGAAACUCUCAACGCAGAUCACUGGAGUGCUGUACAGACGAGGAUUACUGUAACAAAAACCUGCAUCCCAUACUGCCGCCACUCAAACCACCUCUCUAUGUAGAUGGAAACAUCCACAACGAAGCCAUGACAAUCUCAGUCAUUGUGUGCAGCGUUAUCCUGGUUUUCAUUAUUGUCUUCUGCUACUUCAGGUAUAGACGUCAGGAGUCUCGCGGGCGGUACAGCAUUGGUCUGAAGCAGGAUGAGACCUACAUCCCCCCCGGAGAGUCUCUGAGGGACCUGAUAGAGCAGUCGCAAAGCUCUGGCUCAGGCUCGGGGCUCCCUCUAUUGGUGCAGCGAACAAUAGCCAAGCAGAUCUAUAUGGUGAAGCAGAUCGGCAAGGGGAGGUACGGCGAGGUGUGGAUGGGCAGAUGGAGGGGAGAAAAGGUGGCGGUCAAAGUCUUCACCACCACUGAGGAGGCUAGUUGGUUCAGAGAGACUGAGAUCUACCAGACAGUCCUAAUGAGACAUGAGAACAUACUGGGUUUUAUAGCUGCUGAUAUUAAAGGAACCGGCUCCUGGACCCAACUCUACCUAAUCACGGACUACCAUGAAAACGGCUCCCUGUAUGACUACCUGAAGUCGACUACUCUAGACAACAGAGCCAUGCUGCGACUGGCCUACUCCUCCGUCAGAGGCCUCUGUCACCUCCACAACGGGAUCAUAGGCACUCAGGCCAAACCUUCCAUCGCUCACAGGGACCUGAAGAGUAAGAACAUACUGGUGAAAAGGAACGGGACCUGCUGUAUAGCUGACCUGGGGCUGUCGGUCAAGUUUAUCAGUGACACCAAUGAGGUAGACAUUCCUCACAACACCAGAGUGGGUACAAAGCGCUACAUGCCUCCAGAGGUUCUGGAAGAGACUUUGGACCGAAGUAAAUUAAAGUCGUACCUAAUGGCCGACAUGUACAGCUUUGGGCUCAUUCUCUGGGAGAUUGCUCGUCGUUGUGUUUCAGGAGGGAUUCUUGAAGAGUACCAGUUGCCGUACCACGAGUUAGUUCCUACCGACCCUUCAUAUGAGGACAUGAGGGAGGUGGUCUGCAUCAAGAGACUACGACCCUCCUUUCCAAAUCGAUGGACCAGCGAUGAGUGUUUGAGACAGAUGGGGAAGCUGAUGACAGAAUCCUGGGCCCACAACCCGGCCAACCGCCUCACAGCCCUUCGCCUCAAAAAGACACUCGCCAAGAUGUCAGAAUCGCAAGACAUUAAGCUGUGAGCCGGCACGGCCAGGUGUGUGUUUACACGCGUAGAAAGGGCAUUAGCAAUCACACUGGCUCCCCGCAGGCCACGCAAUCCUUCUUCCUGGGAACAAAAGACGGGUCACGGAGCAAGAUCCCCUGUUUGAAGAUGCCCGGGUGACACACUCUACAAGAUGCCCACAGCCCAAGCCCCGUGAAAAUGUGUGUUUCGGGUUUCCGAUGGUUGUGCAGCCGUAACUAAAAACUAAUCAAAACAAUCUGGCCCCCGUGUGGCCCCGUUGUGUCCAUCAGAGAAGAUGCAACAUUUUCAUUUCAAACUAACUCAAACAUGAUUGAGUUUAAAUUGGCACUGUAGCUGCAGAAACACGCAAACAAGCUACUGAUCAGUGAGUGGAAUACUAUAUCGCUGCUUUCUAUGAAAGCUACCAUGCCUGUAGACGAAGGUCCUAUCCAUAGAACAAAAAGGACGUGCUUUAAAGCGGGUCUGUUUUUGCAGCAUGUCACCUCCCACCAAAACACUGUCAACACACUACUGCCUUUAUGUUCUACACACACGUAUGUCAUUCUCAGAAUGACUUAUUUUACAAUGACUCACACUACUUGGCAGAAGAAAAAAAGAAGUCUACUUCUGAGGCUUUCAAAGUGUUUUUUAUGCUCGUAACAUUUGAAGACACUGAAAACAAUUUUUGAGUUGUGAAAGGAUAUGAAAGUUGAAAAAGCGUUUUUUUUUUAAUGUGAAACUAACCUUAGUGAAAAAUAAAGUUUACAUGUCCAAAUAAAUCCUGAAUUGAGACUCCACGCUCCUGUGUUUCCCUGCCCGGUGUCAGAGGAGGGGGGCUUUUCAGUAAUGAAGCGGUUGAAGCAGAACAAGGCCACCCGUAGGUGCCACAGAGGAAGGACGGGCCAAUGAGAAGCUGAUGCAAACUAACUGCAGUGAUAACUUCUUGCUUGAUUGUGUCGUGAUUUUCUGUAAAUGUGUGGAAUUUUUUGCCGCUGUUAGUUUAAUAGUAUCACAAGUGGGAAUGCUUGGCUCCCAUAAACAAAUCUUGUGGGCUUCAGUCAGCUGGGCCAGAGGUCAUGCACACAACAGUCAUGCACACAAUGUUGUUGAAAAAACCCCACCUAUAAAACCAUCACAAAACUAACCAUUGAAUGAACCUGUGGACACCCAAAGCGGGCUGCCUCGUUUGUCAAAGAACACGUUGAAUUGAAUCACUGUAAUAAACAAUUUGCAGCUGUCAAAUGGUGAUUGACAUUUAAAAAACUUUUUUUAGUCAAAAAAAAAAAUGGAAGGUUGUAUAAGAGUCAAAGGUGUGGCAGACUAAUGGUGCUCUUUCCUCCCUCCUGGGUGUUGUGCCUUAUUUAGUCUGUACCUACUGUGUUUAUCUGUGGGAGAAAGGACUGUUUUUAAUCCGGUAAAAAGGAUGUUUCAAAAAAAAAAGUGUUUCACUCAUUCACGUGGCCGGUUUGUGAUGGCAGAACGAGGUGCACACCAACCAGCUACAUAGCAUGUUCUCCAUAUUGGAUAAAAAAGCAACAUACUUCAUUGCAGUGACACCAGAAAGUCAUUUUGUUAUAGUUUCAGGCUACUUUAUUGAACUACCUAUUUAGUCUGGACCCUGUAAAUAUGAUUAAAAAAAAGGUCUACAAACUGCAUGAUGGCAAUUCCAUUAUCAAUUUCCCUCACUGAUUCCCAAUGGUUCUCUAUUGAUAACUGAUUAAUUGUUGGGUUUACGUUUAAAUGUUCACCCCUCACUCUGAAUAAAAACUCUGUAAAUAAAUUGAAUUGUGACUGUUUUACUGUUUUA
Molecule: messenger RNA, 3784 nt
Organism: Gasterosteus aculeatus aculeatus (three-spined stickleback)
Lineage: Eukaryota; Metazoa; Chordata; Actinopteri; Perciformes; Gasterosteidae
Gene: bmpr1ba
Product: bone morphogenetic protein receptor, type IBa
Biological process (GO): cell surface receptor protein serine/threonine kinase signaling pathway; protein phosphorylation; cellular response to growth factor stimulus
Cellular component (GO): plasma membrane; signaling receptor complex
Molecular function (GO): transmembrane receptor protein serine/threonine kinase activity; ATP binding
Source: RefSeq, a predicted model, not a curated record